CCUGGCUCCUCCCACAUGGCCAGUCACAACGGGGAGCUGCGGAUCCUGAGCGUCUAUGGAAAAGGAGAGGACCCACUGGCGGUGGACGGCCAUGACACCCUCUUUGCUGCGUCGGAACCGGAGGCCUUGAGCUCGCUGUCCGCUGACCACAGCGUGGCCAAGAGCCUGAACUGCAGCGUGCGGCUGGUCCGCCUUGAGGAGCUGACUGGGCAUCGGGGCGGCCGCAAGGGCCGGCCCUGUGUCUUGGGUGGCAAGGUUUUACCAAACGAUGCCGAUAUGAUCGUCCACAUGAGUACUCACACCGGGGAGAAGCCCUACAGGUGCGACCAAUGCAAGAAGAGCUUUGGACGGAAAGGCCACCUGAAGGUGCACAUCAGGACUCACACCGGCGAGAAGCCCUACAAGUGUGACCAAUGCGUGAAGCGCUUCGCAGAGCGCGCCAGCUUGAAGAACCACAUAAGGACUCACACCGGCGAGAAGCCCUACAAGUGUGACAAAUGCGUGAAGUGCUUCACAGAUGGCUCCAACUUGAAGAACCACAUAAGGACUCACACCGGCGAGAAGCCCUAUAGGUGUGACCAAUGCAAGAAGAGCUUUGGACUGAGAAGCACCCUGAGGAAGCACAUCCAGACUCACACCGGCGAGAAGCCCUACAGGUGUGACCAAUGCACAAUGUGCUUCACAGGGUGCUCCAACCUGAAGACCCACAUGAAGACUCACACCGGCGAGAAGCCCUACAGCUGUGACCAAUGCAAGAAGAGCUUCGGACGGAAAGGCUACCUGCAGCUCCACAUGAAGACUAACACCGGCGAGAAGCCCUACAGCUGUGACCAAUGCAAGAAGAGCUUCACAAAGCGCUCCAGCCUGAAGAUCCACACGAGGACUCACCCCUAUCAUUUUGCGCUGGUGUUCGUUGAGUUUCCUUCACCUGAAGACUGCGAUGCAUUUGGAGACCGCAGCACGCAGCGCGGGGCCACCUCAGAUAGUCUAGGUGUGGAUGCCCCUGGCUCCUCCCACCUGGCCAGUCACAGGGAGGAGCUGAAGAUCGUGAUCGUCUACGGUAAAGGGGAGGGCCCACUGGCGGAAGAGUAUAUUGGUGGAGGCAUGCCCGCUGGAGAAGACGCCCAAGACAUUAGAGACUGCAGCACCCAGCGCGGCGCCACCUCGGAGAGUCUGCAUGUGGACGCCCCUGGCUCCUCCCACAUGUCAAGUCACAGCGGGGAGCUGCGCAUCCUGAGCGUCUAUGGACAAGGUGACCACAGCGUGGCCAAGAGCCUGAACUGCAGCGUGCGGCUCGUCCGCCUUGAGGAGCUGACUGGGCAUCAGGGCGGCUGCAAGGGCCGGCCCGGUGUCUUGGGUGGCAAGGUUUUUCCCAACAAUGCCAAUAUGAUCGUCCCCAUGAGGACCCACAACGACAAGAAGCCGUACAGGUGCGACCAAUGCAUGAAGCGCUUCAGUCUGAAAGGCUGCCUGAACCGCCACAUGAUGACUCACGAAGGGGUGAAGCCCUACAAGUGUGACCAAUGCACAAUGUGCUUCGCAGAGUGCUACAAGCUGAAGACCCACAUGAGGACUCACACCGGCGAGAAGCCCUACAGCUGUGACCAAUGCACGAUGCGCUUCGCAGAGAGCUACAACCUGAAGAUCCACAUAAGGACUCACACCGGCGAGAAGCCCUACAAGUGUGACCAAUGCGUGAAGCGCUUCGCAGAGCGCUCCAGCUUGAAUCUCCACAUGAGGACUCACACCGGCGAGAAGCCCUACAGGUGUGACCAAUGCAAGAAGAGCUUUGGACGGAUAAGCUCCCUGAGGAAUCACAUCAAGGCUCACACCGGCGAGAAGCCCUAUAAGUGUGAGCAAUGCGUGAAGCGCUUCACAGAGCGCUCCGGCUUGAGGAUCCACAUGAUGACUCACACCGGCGAGAAGCCCUACAAGUGUGACCAAUGCGUGAAGCGCUUCACAGAGCGCUCCAACUUGAAGGACCACAUGAGGACUCACACCGGGGAGAAGCCCUACAGGUGCGACCAAUGCAAGAAGAGCUUUGGACGGAAAAGCACCCUGAGGAAGCACAUCAAGACUCACACCGGCGAGAAGCCCUACAAGUGUGACCAAUGCGUGAAGCGCUUCACAGAGCGCUCCAGCUUGAAGAUCCACAUAAGGCUCAACACCGGCGAGAGGCCCUACAGCUGUGACCAAUGCACGAUGCGCUUCGCAGGGAGCUCUGCCCUGAAGAUCCACCUGGCGGUGGACGGCCAUGACACCCUCUUUGCCACGUCAGAACCGGAGGCCUUGAGCUCGCUGUCCGCUGACCACAGCGUGGCCAAGAGCCUGAACUGCAGCGUGAGGCUCGUCCACCUUGAGGAGCUGACUGGGCAUCAGGGCGGCCGCAAGGGCCGGCCCGGUGUCUUGUGUGGAAAGGUUAUUCCCAACAAGGCCAAUCAGAUCCACACCGACGAGAAGCCGUACGGGUGCGACCAAUGCAUGAAGCGCUUCAGUCGGAAAGGCUACCUGACCCGCCACAUGAGGACUCACUCCGGGGAGAAGCCCUACAAGUGUGACCAAUGCAUGAUGCGCUUCCAACGGCAAAGCGACCUGAAGAUCCACAUGAGGACUCACUCCGGCGAGAAGCCCUACAAGUGUGACCAAUGCACGAAGCGCUUCAGUCAGAAAGGCAGCCUGAAGCUCCACAUGAGAACUCACUCCGGGGAGAAGCCCUACAAGUGUGACCAAUGCACGAUGAGUUUCAGUCUGAAUGGCACCCUGAAGACCCACAUGAGUACUCAUUCUUGGGAGAAGCCCUACAGGUGUGACCAAUGUACGAUGAGCUUCAGUCUGAAAGGCACCCUUAAGAUCCACAUGUGGACUCACUCAAGGGAGAAGCCCUACAAGUGUCACCAAUGCGUGAAGCGCUAUAGUCAUAUUUCCGCCCUGAAUACCCACUUGAGGACUCACACCGUGGAGAAGCCCUACAAGUGUGACCAAUGCGUGAAGCGCUUCACAGAGCGCUCCAGCUUGAAGAUCCACAUAAGGACUCACACCGGCGAGAGGCCCUACAGGUGUGACCAAUGCACGAAGAGCUUCACAAAGCACUCCAACCUGAAGAACCACAUGAGGACUCACACCGGGGAGAAGCCCUACAAGUGUGACCAAUGCGUGAAGCGCUUCGCAGAGCGCUCCAACUUGAAGAACCACAUUAGGACUCACACCGGCGAGAAGCCCUACAGGUGCGACCAAUGCAAGAAGAGCUUUGGACUGAAAAGCACGCUGAGGCAUCACAUCAAGACUCACACCGGCGAGAAGCCCUACAGGUGUGACCAAUGCACAAUGUGCUUCACAGGGUGCUCCAACCUGAAGACCCACAUGAAGACUAACACCGGCGAGAAGCCCUACAGCUGUGACCAAUGCAAGAAGAGCUUCACAAAGCGCUCCAGCCUGAAGAUCCACACGAGGACUCACCCCUGUUUAUAAGCCCUGCGUGUCUGCAAUGCAACGCCAGCUGCAGCCAGGGCCGCCGAUUGCUAUAAGCGAACUAGGAGAUUGCCGAGGCGGGUGACAAAUGUGUUGGGGGCGUCCUCUAGUGGGGGGCCCAUUAAUCAUAAUGCGCUGUCUCGAUCCGAGUGGCUGACUCUGUGGUGAGCUGGUGAGUGGGUACUAGUGAUGCGCGGGUUACCCAAUUACCCGCGGGCACCCGCGGGCCGGGUGGGUUGAGUAGCAGUUUUCUCUAAGUAUCGCGGGUUCGGGUGGGGCGGGUCAAAAAAGUCAAAACCCGCAACCACGCAUUUGUUAACAGUUCUUCAAUAAAUAAUUGCGUAAAGCUGUCGUUGUUGUUGUUUUGAUGUAGACCUGCCGUUGGAAGUUUCACAAUAAUGCGAAUUUAGCGCAAAUCCUUCUCAUUUAGUUACGUGUUACAUUAGGCCUAAGCCUCAGCCCCAGGCUUUUUAUUUUAUUUGUUAUUAUUUUUAUUUUUUUGCCGGUCAAAUUGGGAGGGUCGGGCGGGCCGCUUCAGAAUCCCCCACGGGUCGGGCGGGGCGGUUUGGAAAAUGUCUUGGGUCGGGUUGGGGCGGGUGUUAAAAAAUCGUCCUCUCGCGCAUCACUAGUGGGUAGACCCAGCUGAAUCUGCACCUCAGCCAAUUCUCUCCUCCGUUUCCAGCCAUAGGAAAAGCUGCUGACAAUUUUCUUGCACAGCGCAAUGCACCUUGUGAUGCGGUGAUCAUCCAUGCCAUGUCCUGAAAUAAAAUUGUUAAAAAAUA
Molecule: messenger RNA, 4250 nt
Organism: Gadus morhua (Atlantic cod)
Lineage: Eukaryota; Metazoa; Chordata; Actinopteri; Gadiformes; Gadidae
Product: zinc finger protein 271-like
Biological process (GO): regulation of DNA-templated transcription
Molecular function (GO): RNA polymerase II cis-regulatory region sequence-specific DNA binding; DNA-binding transcription factor activity, RNA polymerase II-specific
Source: RefSeq, a predicted model, not a curated record